Molecule: messenger RNA, 1351 nt
Organism: Scomber japonicus (chub mackerel)
Lineage: Eukaryota; Metazoa; Chordata; Actinopteri; Scombriformes; Scombridae
Gene: qtman
Product: glycosyltransferase-like domain containing 1
Exons: 9
Coding region: 4-1266 (420 amino acids)
Molecular function (GO): glycosyltransferase activity
Source: RefSeq, a predicted model, not a curated record
CUGAUGCAGUCGGAGGGAGGCGGAGCUCCCAGCGUCCAGGGAGGCGGAGCUCCCAGCGUCCAGGGAGGCGGAGCUCCCAGCGUCCAGGGAGGCGGAGCUCCCAGCGUCCAGGGAGGCGGAGCUCCCAGCGUUCUCUGUCAGGGAGGCGGAGCUCCCAGCGUCCAGGGAGGCGGAGCUCCCAGCGUUCUCUCUCAGGGAGGCGGAGCUCCCAGCGUUCAGGGAGGCGGAGCUCCCAGCGUCCAGGGAGGCGGAGCUCCCAGCGUUCUGCUGGUCGAGGCGUUUUACGGCGGCUCUCACAAACAGCUGAUCGACCUGCUGCAGUCUCACCUGAUUGGCUGCUCGGCCGUCACGCUGCCCGCCAAGAAAUGGCACUGGAGGGCGAGAACAGCGGCGCUGACCCUCAGCCAGACCAUCCCCACCUGCCCCUCCUACAGGGUCUUGUUCUGCAGCUCUGUUCUGAAUCUGUGUGAACUCGCUGCUCUCAGACCGGAUCUGACUCGUCUGAAGAAGGUUUUGUAUUUCCACGAGAACCAGCUGGUCUACCCGGUCCGCAAAGACCAGCAGCGGGACUUCCAGUACGGAUACAACCAGGUGCUCUCAUGCCUGGUAGCCGAUGUGGUCGUCUUCAACUCGGCCUUCAACAUGAACUCCUUCCUGUCCUCCAUCUCCUCCUUCAUGAAGAAGAUCCCAGACCACCGGCCCAGAGACCUGGACCAGCUGAUCCGGCCCAAGUGUGUGGUCCUGUACUACCCGGUCCAGUUCCCGGAUGUCAGCAGGGAGCAUGAUAAAAACCCGGAGCUGUUUUUUUCUUCUCUGCUGAAACUGAAAGAAAAAGGACUCAAGUUUCAUCUGUCGGUGCUGGGAGAGACUUUCACUGAUGUACCAGAGGUGUUCUCGGAGGCUCGCCGCCAGCUGGACGCUCACAUCCUGAACUGGGGCUUCCUGUCUGAGAAGAGCAGCUUCCUGUCGGCGCUGUGCGACGCAGACGUGGUCGUCUCCACCGCCAAGCACGAGUUCUUCGGGGUCGCCAUGUUGGAGGCGGUGCACUGUGGAUGUUUCCCGCUCUGUCCCAACGCUCUGGUCUACCCUGAGAUCUUCCCGGCAGAGUACCUGUACUCCACUCCUGAGCAGCUCUGUAAGAAGCUGCAGCGACUCUGCAGGAGGCCCGACAUCGCCCGCAGACACGUCGUCAAGGUCGACACGUCCUCGUUCUCCUGGGACACCCUGAAGCCUCGCUACCAAGCUCUGCUGUCCGACGGUCAUUGAACGCAGCGCUACCAAGCUCUGCUGUCUGACGGUCCCUGAACGCAGCGCUACCAAGCUCUGCUGUCCGACGGUCCCUGAACGCAGC